GUGGCCUGGGCUACGCGUGCGCGGCGGGUGGAGCGCGGCUUGGACCUCUGCCUGCCUAGUCUCGCCCAGCUUUGCUCUCGCCGAGUGCUUCUUGUGCUUCACCGCCUCCUCGCGGACAGCAGCUGCCGAGUGGGCGCUUGGUUUGCGGGUCGUCAUGACUGGCUACGAAUACGUGACCCCGGAGCAGCUGGCUGGCUUUGAUAAGUACAAGUACAGUGCUGUGGACAGCAACCCACUCUCUCUGUACGUCAUGCAUCCAUUUUGGAACACUGUAGUGAAGGUAUUCCCUACUUGGCUGGCUCCGAAUCUGAUAACCUUUUCUGGCUUUCUGCUGGUUGUAUUCAAUUUUCUACUUAUGGCAUACUUUGAUCCUGACUUUUAUGCUUCAGCACCAGGUCACAAGCAUGUGCCUGACUGGGUUUGGAUUGUUGUGGGCAUCCUCAACUUUACAGCCUAUACGCUAGAUGGCGUAGAUGGAAAGCAAGCUAGGAGGACCAAUUCCAGCACUCCAUUAGGGGAGCUUUUUGACCAUGGCCUGGAUAGUUGGUCAUGUGUUUACUUUGUUGUCACUGUGUAUUCCAUCUUUGGACGAGGAUCAACUGGUGUCAGUGUUUUUGUUCUUUAUCUCCUGCUAUGGGUAGUUUUGUUUUCUUUCAUCCUGUCCCACUGGGAAAAAUAUAACACAGGGAUUCUUUUCCUGCCAUGGGGCUAUGACCUUAGCCAGGUGACUAUUUCUUUUGUCUACAUAGUGACUGCAGUUGUGGGAGUUGAGGCCUGGUAUGAACCUUUCCUGUUUAAUUUCUUAUAUAGAGACCUAUUCACUGCAAUGAUUAUUGGUUGUGCAGUAUGUGUGACUCUUCCAAUGAGUUUCUUAAACUUUUACAGAAGCUAUAAAAAUAGCACCUUGAAACACAAUUCAGUCUAUGAAGUGAUGGUCCCCUUCUUUUCUCCAUGUUUGCUCUUCAUUUUGUCUACAGCCUGGACCCUCUGGUCACCUUCAGAUAUUUUAGAGAUACACCCUAGAAUUUUCUACUUUAUGGUUGGAACAGCCUUUGCCAACAUCACAUGUCAGUUGAUUGUUUGUCAAAUGAGCAGCACGAGGUGCCCAGCUUUGAACUGGUUGCUGGUUCCGCUCUUCUUGGUUGUCAUGGCAGUGAAUUUAGGAGUAGCCUCUUACCUGGAGAGCAUUCUCCUGUAUACGCUAACAGCUGCCUUCACCCUGGCCCAUAUCCAUUAUGGAGUACGAGUGGUUAAGCAGCUGAGUAGCCAUUUUCAGAUUUACCCCUUCUCAUUGAGGAAACCAAACUCAGAUUGACUAGGAAUGGAAGAGAAGAAUAUUGGCCUGUAAUCCUCAGAAAGAAGUACUGUAAAUAGAUGCUUGUAAAUAUUUCCUCCAUCACCAUUGAACUAAUCUGAUCUGCAUGACAGACAUGGGAUCUCAGUGUAUGUGGUACUUGGACAGCAGGAGUGAAACAUGGCCGGAACUUGUGGAAUUUUGGACCUUCUAACUCCCAGCUUAUUUAAUUUUAUUUUUUUAUAAAACCACAUGACAUUUCAGUUAAGUGUAAUGUACAUGUGACCAGCAAAGUGUUCCUGGUGAUUUUAGUUUUAUGAGUCCACAAUGUUUCGGCUUAUAGAGUUAAACAUGGUGUAUUUUCAUUUUUAAAGUCCCCAAACUGGUUUAGAAACACUGAUAACAUUCAGAAAAAUUACAAUUUGUUUUCAUAUUUGAUAUUUUGUAAGAGCUAUGGUAAUUGUCAGUAGUCCAGAGCUAAUAUAGGAAAAGAUAAAAACAAAUCAGCUUUCACCUUGAGAUGCCAGCGAUAACAGAUCAGUAUACAGUUGCCAAAUCUCGGUUUCUCUUUCCCUUGGAAAUGCCUUUGUCCUCACCUGCUAGGGGAGCUGCUCUGGUAUUCUGGCUCUUUUUAUUAUGGAAUAGAUCUUGAAAAAUGGUUGUUUGCUUUUAAAGAGAAAUUUUUUAGUGGAGAAUGGGUUUUAAUUGUGGCUCAUCCUUUAGCAUGGCUCACUCUUUAAGAGAGGCAUUUUCCUCCCUCAACUGCAGGUUGUUGGGAUUUGGUGGCUGCGAGCUAUGAUUGUAAGAAUUUGUUUGACAGUUCUAGUCUUGUGAUAAUUGCUUGUGAGAAAUGCAGAGAAAGCACCUUAUAAGAGGAAAUUUAAAUUGGAGUUAAGAAUCUCAUGAAUUUCUCUAUGACCAAAAUUAGUUUUCUGACUGUUUGUCCAUCUGUCCUUCCCAGCUUUCUCUCACUCUCCUUGUGGGGCAGUGAGGAGCUGUAUUUUUUUAUGCAGGAUAAAGCUGAGAGACGUUCCCUCUUUUCCAGCUUGUCCACUUUCCCAGUUGAUGAAAACUUAACAUCUGCCUUACUGAGUGCCCAGUCCUUAAUAUGCUUGAGGUAAUUUUGGAGGGUUUCGGACAGUACAGUCCCUUUAACUUCAUUGUGGUUGUUGGAUAAAUCACAUCUUUUUAUGAAUGAGGGUAUUUUCUUCUCUUCCCUUUUGAUUUUGUCUUCACUUGGUUUGGUGGUGGUGAAAUUUACUUGCUGAUUUUCUUUUAAUAGUCCAGUGAAUGAAGUUUGUGCUUGAAUGAAGAGUGUAUCUUAAACCCUUUUCUUUUGGACAGGUUGCACUUGGAUAAAAUAGGCACCACUGUGUUGAUAUGUAAUUAAAUUCUUAACUAUUAUUUAUCUAUGGAUGUGACCACUGUUAAAUAUUACAGUGUAUUCCUUUUGUUGAAUUUCAGUCUGCUGCUUUGUAAAAAAUAACUGUCAUUGAUACUUUAAAAAAACAAACUAGAUCUAAUCAUUGUCAUCCAGGUUAUUAGAAAUGAACCAAGGAGCUCAUGGUUACAUAAUCAUUUUAAGAAAUUAUCUGUAAAGACUUGAUUAUAUUUGGUGAUUUUGUCAGAGACUAAAAUGAACACUGAAAAUAGAUGAUAAAUUGAUGCAGAAAAGAGGGGAUAGUCUUCUGUGUUUGUUACCAAAUUCCUGUCAUGGAGGUCAGAGGAUGAACCAGUUAAGGGGAGGGAACUAUUUUGUGGAUACCUUGUUCUGUCAUCUGUAAAAUUGCAUAGAUCAAGUGUUAAUUUGGAAUGGGGAAAUUUGUUUUUAAGAUUUCUCGGCUAACCUUUUUGCUGUUUUAUUGACCUUAUACACAAGAAUGAGAUAAAAACUGAUAAGUAUUUAUAAAAUGACAGGUAUGAACCACUGACUCUUCACAUUGUGCUGUGUAGUAGAAAAAUACACUUUAAUUCUCGCAUUAGGACCAUGUCAUGUACUUUUGGGCCUCUUUUACUUCCACAUGUGUUUCUGUUCUCUUUUUGUUGCAUCAAAUGUAUUUGAAAGUUGUUUUGUGCCCACACUUGUGACAUAGUUCCCUAUGGCGGUAAAGAAUUUGCCACAGUCAGUUUUAUUGGCACUGUUAGAUGAAAGAAAAGAGCCUGUCACCAAGGGAAAGUGAAACCAAGGGAUGAACUGAGGACACUGUGGACCCAUGCACUGCUGCCGUGUUCCUGAUUAGGCUGCUGGCGUGCUGUGCAUCUUGAACGCCCCACUUGUUGUACAGCAUCCAGUGCGGACGCAGUCACCAGCAGCUCUGUGCAUUUCUGUCAUGCCAUUUACUGUACACUUUCCAAAGUACAGAAGCUCUUCCGAGCUUAUGCAUGAUGCUUUGGGUGUGUAUUCACCCCAGCCUCCUCCCCAGGGCCCCCGAGCUGUCUUGUGGGGAGCAGUGCCUCAGUUGAGAGCACACACGCAUGCGUUCUGUGCUUGCAGUCGAGUGCCUUAGCCAGGCCAGAGGCUUGCAUUGUGUUGGUGCUGACCAAAGUUACAUAGAUGUUUAGGAAGUUUCUUUUCAGGCUGUGUUAUGGAAAAUGCCCCUUUAGGGUUGUCAAACAAAUAAUUCCCCUGGGUUUGAGGAGGGAUGUGGGAUAGAAAAAUGUAAAAAAGCCUGGACAGAGUAUUGCUACUGCUGCCUUUUUUGUUAUCCUUAAUAACAUUCAUGAUCCUCUGCAAUGCACAGUUUGAAAUUGCCACAACUUAAAGUGACUUCUUCCACAAAUACUAAGAGAUGUAGUUUAAGGGGUUUUAAUUAUAAGGAUAAUAGAGUGACUUAUAAAUUUAAAAAGUAAAUGUUUUUCCUUGGCAUUUAACAUUAUGAUUGAAAUACUUGUAAUUCUAUUUUUUUUUUUUUUUUGGUACUGGGGAUCGAUUGUAAUUCUAAUUUCAAAAAGAAAGUUAAAUGCUGCUUGUGGUCUAGGAUGUUACAAUACUACUACCAGCAUGUCAUUCAUUCUUGCAAAGAGUUGGGAAGAGGAGUAUACGUCUAGAGUUACCCAAGUUCUAAAUAGAUACCAAGAGUAUUGGUUCUGACCUGGAGCCUGUGCAUUUGGAGAAUAUACACAAGAUCUUUUUAAAGGAAAGAAGGGACCACCUUAUGGCCCCAUGAAUUUGAAAGUUUCUAUGUGUGUUUAGCUUUCAAAGGACUGGUUUAUUUGGUAAUCAACCAAAAGCAUUUGAAAUGUACCUUGCUUUCCAAAGGUCACUUUGACUAACUUAUAGAGAAUAAAAGAUAAUAUGAAGGUGUUUAUAUCAAAGACUAUGCUUCCCACUUAUAUUUUUAAUUAGAAGCCUAUUUGUAAUUCUUCAUCAUUCACUUGAGCUUGCUCUCAACUAGACACUGCCUAGAAUAGACAGACCACUCAGUUUUGCUUUGUUACUUCUGAGAUCUUGCCACAUUCAUAUCUCCUUGAUUGCCUUAGAUCUCUCAAAGUAACCCUGAUGCACUGUUUCUUUUUUUCUUUCUUUCUUUUUUUUUGGCCAGGGUCUCACUAUGUAGUUCAGGCUGGCCUUGAACUAGUCACUAUGUAACCCAGGCUGGCCUCUCAGUGAUCUUCCUGCCUCAGCCUCUGAGCGUUGGGAUUACAGGGGAUGUGCCGCCACGCCUGGCUGAGACUUUUGACUUUGGGUUCCCAAAUAAGCCAGAAGUAAGUAGAGAAAUCUGGUUGUGUUGACACCUGUGUUCAGAGUGGCCUUAUUUUGGCCUUAGAAUGGGCUUGGUCCAGCACUCUAUAGGAAAUUUGUGAAGUCAGAAUUUUCUUUGUCCCAUGAGGUAUCUAUGUAAGGUAGCAUGCCCUUUCUUGAACACCCUGUGGGUGAAUAACCUUACUAAGUUAGCUGCCAGUACUACAACCUUCCAGGAAGAAUUUUAACUAGUAUGCUGCAUUUGAAGCACUUUGACAUGUACAUUUAAGGUUACAGUCUUUUUUGUUGUUGUUGUUGGUACUGGGGAUCGAACUCGGGUCCUUGUGGUUGCACAGCAUUCAGCGAAACCACUGAGCUAAAUCCCCGGCCCUAAGGUGACAGUCUUAACAGUAAAAUGGUGUUAAAUUAAUCACUGUGAAACUUGAAAGUGUCAUGCUCUGGACAUUUUAGGAAGCUUGCAUAAACUUCUGAAUUUUCUUUUCUUUUUUUUUUUUUUUUAAUUUUCUUUAUUAAUUAUGUGAUCGAUGAUUUGUGUGUUUUAGUUUUCAUCUUUGACAGUGGUACGAGUGAUUGGCAUAAUGGUAGGCAAUUUAGAGUACAGUGUAGAGUAAAUCAUGGUUGUCUCUCUUCCAGAGAAAGUGGUGAUAUGUGUGCUUCUUCCUUGCGUGGAGCCAAGAGAAUUGGAUUUAUGCGCUGAUUCAUCUCUACUGUUUAUAUGGUGCAAAAUAAAUGUAACCUUAUUUUUUAAGCUGCAUGCUAGUAAUAUGCUUUUCUCUUUAAUAAAAAAGCGAGAGAUAGUAAUCUAGCUGGUUUUUGUUCUUCAGCAAGGAUCUGCACUUUUUACAGACAGAUGUUAAAUGAGUUCAUGUUUAGGUAGCAGAAGAAGUUUUACCAUCGGAAUCCCUCUCACAGGUAGCCUACGCAAGGGGUUGUAUUGCAUCUGGUCUGGAAGACCCGGUUCCCAGGACUGGCAAGUGUCACAUGAACUGUCUUUAACAAAGGCUCGUCUCUCUAGGAAAACCAUUUGGACACAACAGAACAGUUGUUCUGCUCUUCCACAGGGCAGUCACCCUGUCUUCCUCUUCAGAGAAUCGUCCUUAGAAAGCUGGGCUCAAAUGAGAGCAGUGCUGUUUUUAAAGCAUGCAGGUUGGAUGAUGGCCUAGAGAACCUAGAAGCUACACUGAAACUGGAGACACUACCCGCUUUGGCAGCACACGCUAACAUUGAAAUCACCGACAACAUGGAAGGCACAGGGAGUGGCUGAGGUGCUGUGAUGCCUUCUGGCUCUUUGGUUGGAGUCUUCUCUCGAGCAGUUUCUGAGGAUGACAGUUAAAAUUAGAACUGAUUUUGGGUUUUCAUCAAACUACCCACAAUUCACCAUGAAUUCUAGAUUGUGAUAUUUUUAAUGAACACUUUUUAAUAUCCAGCAAGUAAGCCCUUGACAUAAUGUGCUUGGAUAAUACUUGAUUUUACUAACCAGGUUAUAAAAGUCUGAUUUAAUUUUGCAUGAUCUGUGAAUGCUGCAUUAUAAAUCUGUUAUUCAGUAUCACACUUUGAGCUUAAUAACUACUACUUGAGACUGCUUAUAAUAUAAACAUUUUUUAAAGAUUAUUUUACUUAAACCGCUUAAUCUCAUGAGAGCAAUGAUUUAGGAGACAAAGACCCAGCUAUGUGUAAUGAUUUGCUCAUUUCAAAAUAGCCCAAGAGGGCCAGGUAUUUAGCUCAGUGGUUUAGCCGCGUGCUGCGCAAGCACAAGGACCCGAGUUUGAUCCCUGGUACCAAAAAAGAAAAAAAAUAGCCCAAGAAAGCAGAAUUUAUUGUUGAGACUCAAGUUGCAAAAAACAUGGCAUUUCCUCUGGGAAGGGGAAGGUAACGGUUAAUUACCCAGCCGCCUGCCUUCUUUACUUUCCUUCCCAUCUAACACAGUAGAUUAAACUGUGGCUACUUGCAGAAAAGAAAAUUAAUAUUUUUCUUCUAAGUAAAAGUGACUGAGACUUUAUUGCCCUGUGACUAAGACUAUGUAGCAGGAAUCUGGCUAAGUCAGUUAUUGAGGGUUUGCGUGGCCCUGGUAGAGUUGGCCCUCAGGGUUAUUCUGAAAUGAGAGACCAAUUCCAUUCCUUCUCAGGUACCUAGAGACAGCUCCGCUAGAGCAGGUGGAAUGUGCUUGGUGCAAAUAGAGUAUAUAAUUAGCAAGAUGAAGAGGCGCAUAAGAUCUUCUUUUCCCUUUCAGGCAUAAUUGGACAUAUCAGUAACUGGUCUAAGAUUUGCUGUGGCUGUAGUAAAUAAUGUAUUUAUUUUAGCUGGUUAUGUGUGCUCUCUGUAUAUAUAUAUAUCUAACGUGCAUACACUCUGUGUAUGUAUGUAUGAUACCAUGUAUGUACAGAGUCUACUCUAGAUUAUCAGCCACAUGGAAAGCCCCUCUUAGUUUGUUUAUUGAUGUGGAAUUGGUGUGCAUGUGGCCCGUCACUCUGGCGCCUCCUUCCGGUCUAGAGCCGCAGCCUUUCUUCCUGGCCGUUCAUCUCAGUCUUUGAGAAAGCCCUUUAAACGUGUCACUUUCCACGUCCUUUUAACCCCGGGAUCCUGUGAGCCAAAAGACAGCUUCCGAGAAUGCUGGCUGCUUCCACCAGGGCAGAGGCCUCUGGGUCUGCACAGUCAGGGGCGCAGUCCUGGCCCCGAGAGCAGCUGUGUGAGCAGCGGAGCCCAUGGGCUUGCAGAGGGAGGCCUCUCAACGCUUGUAGAAACAGCUUUGCGACUUGCUUCAGUUACUUUGCUCCAGUGUGAAGUCUCAGGUAACUUGAUGUAGAGUAUGACAGUGCAUCUCAAUGUUAAUUUUGCAUUAUCUGUACUACUGUUGUUCCCUGCUGCUAGCCCAGAUAAUCAAGACCUGACUGUUUCUCAUCACUGGAUUGUGGAAACCUUGACCUUUCAACUGGAUUUAUGUUUAUUUCUGCUGCUGUGAACCCCAAAAAUAAUGCAGUAGGUUUUAGUCUAAAGUUGUUUCUUUUAUUGAUAUUUAUUGUAAUAAAAGUAAACAAGUAAAUAAUUUUUAAAUCCUUUUAA
Molecule: messenger RNA, 8057 nt
Organism: Heterocephalus glaber (naked mole-rat)
Lineage: Eukaryota; Metazoa; Chordata; Mammalia; Rodentia; Bathyergidae
Gene: Selenoi
Product: selenoprotein I
Biological process (GO): phosphatidylethanolamine biosynthetic process
Cellular component (GO): endoplasmic reticulum membrane; Golgi apparatus
Molecular function (GO): ethanolaminephosphotransferase activity
Source: RefSeq, a predicted model, not a curated record